Octopus sinensis (East Asian common octopus) is the source of this 1301-nucleotide messenger RNA. Its product is annotated as probable 28S ribosomal protein S25, mitochondrial. Gene Ontology annotation, molecular function: structural constituent of ribosome. Bases 714 to 1160 code for a protein of 148 amino acids. The transcript is spliced from 4 exons. The record is from RefSeq and is a predicted model, not a curated record. Gene Ontology annotation, cellular component: mitochondrion. NCBI's taxonomy places the organism in Eukaryota, Metazoa, Mollusca, Cephalopoda, Octopoda, Octopodidae.
AAGAAGUGAAAUUGAACCAGUGCAUGUGUUAUUGUUGGCAUAAUGACCCUCACAAGAUACAUCAAGAUUUGUUUUAAAACACGAGUUCACAUCAUGAAUCUUGCAAACGAAAUUUCGAGCUUUCAUGUUGGUAAUACUCUGACUCCAGACAUAUUUAUUCCAUGAUGUUUAGUGACAGUAUCCCCCCCCCCCGGCUUACACAUAAUCAUUACUUCAUCAUCAUUGGAAUUUAUGUGGAGGAUAUGGUUGAACACUUUGAUGGGUGGAAAAAUUGUGGGAAUGGGUUCAGCUGUUGAAUCAGUAUUAUUAUAUGGCAGUGAAACACAGACACUGACAAAGAAAUUAUUGAACAGGUUAGAUGGCUGCUACACAAGGAUACUACAAACGGCCCUAAAUGUGGAAUGGUAGUAACAUUUGAGAAACAAAUGCCUUUAUGGAGACCUGCCAAAAGCUAGCAAGAUCAGGCCAAGACAGCUGUGACUAUCUGGUCGCUGUGUAUGCCACCCUGAACUGCAAACAUUUGAAUUAGUCUUGUGGAAUCUACUUCAUGGUGAUGCUUACCUCGUCACACUUACAUUGAUAACUUGAUUUCAGACACUGGCCUGGAAUGUAUCCAGGACCAAGAGGUGUGACAAGUGGAUUUGGGUUGGAACUCAGCCAUAAGAAGAGGAAGGUUAUAACACAAGGUGCAACUGAAAAACCUCCCAUAUUUUAUGUGGCCAUUGGUGUGGCACCAGUGCAGUUUGGCAGGGAUUAAUGGUGUUUUCAGCAACUUUCAAUUUUGGCACAUUCCACAAAUACAGUAUAAAAAUCCCAAGCUACAAAUACUCACUAUGAAGAAUAUGACACCAACACCUUUUAUACAGUUCAUUUUAGAUUCUGGUGAAAAAGUUGUUAUGGAUGUUUACAACAAAGAACAAGAAGAAAUUCAUGAACACAUUAGGAAAAUCUUUUGUAAAACCCAAAAUCCCCUUUCUACAGAUGCCACAACCAAAGAAAGUAAUGUACAUCCUGCAAAUUUUGGUCAUGGUUGCUCUCGUUGGUGUAUAUGUGAAGUUCCUGGUCAAGUUCCUUGUUCUGGUUUUGUUACAACUCGUCCUGAAGUAAUGGGUAAAAAUACAUGGCAAGUUCUUAAACAGAAAGAAAAAGAGGAAAUGUAGAAAAUUUGUUGUAUAUUUUGAAUAUUUAUGUUUGCAAAUAUUUACCAGUUUUAUAGAUUUUUCUGAAAGAUGAACUUUCAAAUCCUGAGGGAUUUUAAUUUUAAACUCCUAAAUAAAGUUUUCACACCAAUCAUUACUUCA